UCUUCUUCUUCUUCUUCUGCUGUUACUGAUGUUGUUGCACCAUUUUCUAAUUGGGACAUUCUUGAUGAUACCCCAUGUAAAUGGUCUUUCAUAAAAUGCAACUUUCAAGGUUUUAUUACAGAAAUCAAUAUUCAGUCUAUUCAUCUUGAACUUCCUUUACCUACAAAUCUUUCUUCAUAUAAGUACCUGAAGAAGCUUGUUAUUUCUGAUGCUAACAUCACUGGUACAAUACCCUUUAACAUUGGUGACUGUUCUUCACUUGUUACUAUUGAUUUGAGCUCAAAUGGUCUUGUGGGUACCAUUCCUUUAAGCAUUGGAACCCUUGUAAACCUUCAAGAUUUGAUUUUGAACUCAAAUCAGCUUACUGGGAGAAUCCCAGUUGAGAUUGGGAACUGUAGAAACUUGAAAAAUCUUGUUCUUUUUGAUAACAGGCUUAGUGGUGGUUUACCAAGUGAAAUAGGGUUGUUGUCAAAUCUUGAAGUGUUAAGAGCUGGUGGGAAUAAAGAUGUUACUGGUAAAAUCCCAAAUGAGUUUGGGGAUUGUGGGAAUUUGACUGUUUUAGGCUUAGCUGAUACCAGAAUAUCUGGUUCUUUGCCUGUUUCUUUGGGUAAGCUUAAGAAUCUUGAAACUUUGUCUAUUUAUACUACAAUGUUGUCUGGUGAGAUACCUUCUGAUUUAGGCAACUGUACUGAGCUUGUGAACUUGUAUUUGUAUGAAAAUAGUCUUUCUGGUUCAAUCCCAUCUGAGCUAGGGAACCUUAGAAAGUUAGAAAAGUUGCUUCUUUGGCAGAAUAAUCUUGUUGGUGUAAUUCCAGAAGAGAUUGGGAAUUGUACUAAGCUGACUAUGAUUGAUUUGUCUUUGAACUAUUUGUCUGGGAGUAUACCAUUAUCUUUUGGUGGUCUUGUUGUGUUACAAGAACUUAUGCUUAGUAACAACAAUGUUUCUGGUUCAAUCCCUUCUGUUCUUUCACAAUGUACAAGUCUUGUGCAGUUGCAGUUUGACACAAAUCAGAUAUCAGGUUUGAUUCCUUCUGAGUUGGGGAAUUUGACUAGUCUUGUUGUGUUUUUUGCUUGGGAUAAUCAACUUGAAGGAAGUGUGCCUUUAACUUUGGGUAGUUGUAGUAACCUUCAGGCAUUGGACUUGUCACAUAACUCACUUACUGGUAGCAUUCCUCCAGGCUUGUUUCAGUUGAAAAAUCUUACUAAGCUACUGUUGAUUUCUAACGAUAUUUCGGGUACUAUACCUCGAGAAAUUGGAUAUUGUAGCUCAUUAGUGAGGCUAAGACUUGGAAACAACAGGAUUGCUGGUGGAAUUCCGAAAGAAAUUGGAGGUCUUAAGAGCUUAAACUUUCUUGAUUUGUCCGGAAAUCGCCUUUCUGGACCAGUUCCUGAUGAGAUAAGUAGCUGUACUGAGCUGCAAAUGGUAGACCUCAGCAGCAAUACACUGGAAGGUCCCCUGCCUAACACUCUGUCUUCACUAUCAGGGAUUCAAGUCUUAGACGUUUCGAAUAACCGGUUUGGAGGGCCUAUACCGGCUAGUUUUGGGCGUCUUGUGUCAUUGAACAAGCUGAUUCUCAGUAAGAACUCGUUCUCAGGGUCGAUACCUCCAUCUAUUGGCUUGUGUUCGAGUCUUCAAUUGCUUGAUCUUAGCAGCAAUCAGCUCUCGGGCAGCAUACCGAUGCAGUUAGGAAAAAUUGAGUCCCUUGAAAUUACUCUCAACCUGAGUUUCAAUGAACUAACAGGUCCAAUUCCUGCUGAAAUUUCUUCACUAAGCAAGCUGUCGAUACUUGACCUUUCGCAUAACAAGCUUGAAGGGAACCUGAAUCCACUAGCGAGGCUCGAUAAUCUUGUCUCACUGAAUGUCUCAUACAACAACUUCACUGGUUAUCUUCCGGACAAUAAGCUCUUUCGACAGUUACCAUCAUCAGACCUAGAUGGAAAUGAAGGUCUAUGUUCAUUCGGAAGGCCUUCGUGUUUUCUCAGCAAUAUCGAUGGAGUAGGAGUAGCUAAAAAUGGAAAUGAUGAGGGAAGGUCAAAGAAGCUCAAAUUAGCCAUUGCAUUGCUAGUCAUCAUGACAAUAGCAAUGGUGAUCAUGGGAACUAUUGCUAUCAUACGAGCACGAAGGGCGAUGAGAAGGGAUGAUGAUUCAGAGAUGGGAGAUUCUUGGGCUUGGCAGUUUACUCCAUUCCAGAAGCUCAAUUUUUCAGUGGACGAAAUACUCAGAUGCCUUGUGGAUACUAAUGUCAUUGGAAAAGGGUGCUCGGGGAUGGUCUAUCGUGCAGAUAUGAACAAUGGUGAUGUCAUAGCAGUGAAGAAGCUUUGGCCAAUAACCAUGACUACAACUAAUGGAGGCAAUGAUGAGAAGUGUGGGGUACGUGAUUCGUUCUCUGCAGAAGUUAAGACGCUUGGUUCAAUUCGACACAAGAACAUUGUUCGAUUCUUGGGGUGUUGUUGGAACAGAAGUACAAGAUUGCUCAUGUAUGAUUACAUGCCUAAUGGGAGCUUAGGAAGUCUUCUCCAUGAGAGGAGCGGUAAUCCUUUGGAGUGGGAAUUGAGAUACCAAAUAUUGCUUGGGGCAGCACAAGGACUCGCCUACUUGCACCAUGACUGUGCCCCUCCAAUUGUUCACAGAGACAUCAAGGCCAACAACAUUCUCAUUGGUCUUGAGUUUGAGCCUUACAUUGCAGACUUUGGCCUCGCAAAACUAGUCGAUGAUGGUGAUUUUGGUCGUUCCUCCAAUACAGUUGCUGGUUCUUAUGGCUACAUUGCUCCAGAAUAUGGCUAUAUGAUGAAGAUAACUGCAAAGAGCGAUGUCUACAGCUACGGAGUGGUUGUAUUAGAAGUCUUGACAGGUAAGCAGCCAAUCGAUCCAACAAUUCCCGAAGGAGUGCAUCUAGUUGAUUGGGUAAGACGGAAAAGAGGAGGAAUUGAAGUCCUCGAUCCAAGUCUACACUCGAGACCAGAAUCAGAAAUCGAGGAAAUGUUACAAGCAUUAGGCGUAGCCCUGUUAUGUGUUAACUCCACUCCUGAUGAAAGGCCUACAAUGAAAGAUGUAGCCGCAAUGCUAAAGGAAAUCAAACAUGAAAGGGAAGAAUACGCAAAAGUCGAUGUUUUACUCAAAGGCUCUCCAACAACAACUACUGAUCAUAAUCAAGUAAACAACAACUCAUCAAAGGGUGUUUUAGCAACAUCUUCAUCAGGACAGAAAGCAAGAAGUAUGUAUACAAUGAGCAAUAACACAAGCUUCUCUGCUUCAUCAUUGCUUUAUUCAUCAUCAUCAUCAAAUGCCAAAAGUGGUGUUUAAGUGAUUCA
Molecule: messenger RNA, 3311 nt
Organism: Solanum verrucosum
Lineage: Eukaryota; Viridiplantae; Streptophyta; Magnoliopsida; Solanales; Solanaceae
Product: LRR receptor-like serine/threonine-protein kinase RGI1
Exons: 2
Biological process (GO): protein phosphorylation
Molecular function (GO): protein kinase activity; ATP binding; protein binding
Source: RefSeq, a predicted model, not a curated record